Molecule: messenger RNA, 975 nt
Organism: Galeopterus variegatus (Sunda flying lemur)
Lineage: Eukaryota; Metazoa; Chordata; Mammalia; Dermoptera; Cynocephalidae
Gene: ITIH5
Product: inter-alpha-trypsin inhibitor heavy chain family, member 5
Exons: 7
Source: RefSeq, a predicted model, not a curated record
CCGGGUCCCAGUGCGGUGCCGCGCUCUCGCCCCGCCAUGCUCCUGCUGCUGGGGCUGUGCUUGGCGCUGCUCCUCUGCGCGGGGUCGCAGGAAGAGGAGCGGAGCUGGAGCGACACUUCGGAGCAAGUUGGACUGAGGGUCCCAAGACAACUCAGGCUGUUGCAAAGGCUGAAAACCAAACCUUUGAUGACAGAGUUCUCGGUGAAGUCUACCAUUAUUUCUCGUUAUGCCUUCACUACGGUUUCCUGCAGAAUGCUCAACAGAGCUUCUGAGGACCAGGAAGUUGAGUUUCAGAUGCAGAUUCCAGCUGCAGCCUUCAUCACCAACUUCACCAUGCUUAUUGGAGACCAGGUGUAUCAGGGUGAAAUUAUAGGCAGAGAAAAGAAGAAUGGUGAUAGGGUAAAAGAGAAAAGGAAUCAAACCACAGAAAACAAUGGGGAGAAGGGAACUGAAAUGUUCAGAGCUUCCUUAGUGAUUCCCAGCAAGGACAAAGCCGUUCUCCUGCUAAGUUAUGAAGAGCUUUUGCAGAGACGGCUUGGGAAAUAUGAGCACAUCGUCAGUGUGCGCCCCCAGCAGCUGGUCGGGAGGCUGACCGUGGACGUGAGCAUCCUGGAGAAGUCGGGCAUUGCCUCGUUGGAAGUGCUGCCGCUUCACAACAGCAGGCAGAAGGGCAGUGGGAGGGGGGAAGAUGAUUCUGGACCUCCUCCUUCUACUGUUAUCAACCAAAAUGAAACUUUUGCCAAAGUCAUUUUUAAGCCUAGUGUGGUCCAACAAGCCAAGAUUGCCCAGAAUGGAAUUUUGGGAGAUUUCAUCAUUCGAUACGACGUCAAUAGGGAACAGAGCAUUGGGGACAUCCAGGUCCUAGAUGGCUAUUUUGUGCACUACUUUGCCCCUAAAGGCCUUCCUCCUUUACCCAAGAACGUGGUAUUUGUGCUUGACAGCAGUGCCUCUAUGGUGGGAACCAAACUCCGACAG